Molecule: messenger RNA, 1773 nt
Organism: Vanessa atalanta (red admiral)
Lineage: Eukaryota; Metazoa; Arthropoda; Insecta; Lepidoptera; Nymphalidae
Gene: Rtnl1
Product: reticulon-3-B
Exons: 7
Coding region: 247-1572 (441 amino acids)
Source: RefSeq, a predicted model, not a curated record
CGGCAAAUAGCCGCCCCCGUUUCAUUGGACGGGCUGGGUCGAAUGCGAUGAGUAAUACCGUUUGUCGUGCUGAGUGACGUCGUGCAGCGGUAGCCGGCAAGCGGCGCGCAGAGUGCAGACCUCAGUUCGACACGGCGAGGAGGCACGGCAAGACCCCCUCUUCACCUAUUCCUACCCUAGUUUGUGCUACCGCACCCACUAUCGAUCACUUUCCUCUAGUCUUAUUUUAUUAAUUGUAAUUUAAAUAUGGAUAGUUCCGAAAAAGUAAUAGGAGGCCUUGCGAGCGGGGAUAGCGCGACCACGGACGUCCUCACUUCCGAAGCGACCAUGAAGCGCGACCAGGACUCCAUGGACGACUUCGAACACUUGGAUCGCGAGGGAAAACGGGACGACCCUGAGGAAUCUCUUAUUCACGGCGCGCAUGGUGCUGCUCGUCAUGUAACGCAAAGCUUCCUUGACAUGGAACGAGAUGAAUUUGUAGAUACACCACGUGCGCCUUCCGUCACUGAAAAAGCCGAGCAUCUAGCAGACAAGUUUACUGACAGCGAAUCUGACGCUGACACUGCCGGAGAGUCACCUUUACACCGACCCGAACCCUCGAAGCAGAGCGCACAGACUCCCGAGCCACCAGUUCCCGCACCCCAUGAUCCUACACCGAUCCUCGCGCCUACUCAAGCACCGGUCCUGCCACCCAUGCCUACCGUCGAGACUAAAUCCGAACAGGUUAAAGAAGUGGCACCCACGAAGCCCGUAGAACCUGAGUUCGCGGAACCCAAACCUCAACCUCCACCCCAACAACCUAAGCCGGAACCAGAACCGCUGAAACAGGAUCCUCCCAGUCCGAAACCAGCCCCCGAGCCUAAGCCGGAACCAAAGCAGGAGUCAAAACCGGAGCCGCAACGAAAGCCGACUGCACACGUGAUUGAAGCCGAGGUCAUCUUCUGCCAGAUGGGACUCGAUGCUUGGUUCGACCCUCAAAGGCUACACCCUGAAGUGGAGUCUCUGAUCUACUGGCGGUCGGCGGCACGGUCGGGCGCGGCGUUGGGCGCAGGCCUGGCGCUGCUCGUAGCCCUCGCAUGCUGCUCCGUCGUGUCCGUGCUGGCCUACAGCUCGCUGUUGGCACUCUCCGCCGCUGUCGCCUUCCGCAUCUACAAGAACGUCUUGCAAGCCGUGCAGAAGACUAACGAAGGACAUCCCUUUAAAUGGCUGCUCGAGAAAGACAUCAGCGUGCCGGCGGAGCGCGCCCAGUCGCUGGCCGCCGCCGCCACCGCGCACCUCAACGCCGCGCUCGCGGAGCUGCGCAGAUUGUUCCUCGUUGAGGACUUGGUGGACUCGCUCAAGUUCGGCGUGCUGCUGUGGUGCCUCACGUAUGUUGGCGCUUGCUUCAACGGCAUCACGCUUAUCAUACUCGGUUGGAUAGCGCUGUUCACGUUGCCGAAGGCGUAUGAGAUGAACAAGCCGCAAGUGGACGCCAACCUCGAGCUGGCGCGCGCCAAGAUCAACGAGAUCUCCGCCAAGGUGCGAGCGGCCGUGCCUCUGGGCAGGAAGGCGGAGAGCGAGAAGGACAAGUAGAGUGUGCGAGCGAGAGGGCACACCUACAGCCAACACGCAGUUCUUUUAGCGCCGGAGUUUCACUCACUGUUUGUUAUAUUUAUUAUUACUGUAUUUAAUAAAGAUACACCUACUUUACGUGUAAAGCUUUAUGAGACGAGUCAUGCGGAGAUUAUUGUAUUUGCUUUUUGAAAUUUUAAAUUAAAAUAACUGUCGAACCAA